UGUGUGUGUGUGCGCGCGCGUGUGCGUGCGUGGUUACUCCUGCCGCGCCUGAGGCGGUCUCCCCCCCUCCUCCACCACCCUCCCCUCUCUUCGCGCCCCACCGCCCUCUGCGCCGUUCCCUGGCACCCCGAUGAACGAGCGCUGUGCGGUGAUUCUCCUCCGCGGGAGCGGCGGCUUUGUCACGGGCCAAGAUGGCUCGGUGGCACUGGCCGACUCGCAGGACCCCUUGCCCGGGGCCUCAUCCCCCACCUCCCCAACUCCCCUGAGCCCGGGCUCGGCGGCCGGCGGCCCGGGCGGUGGCCUCGCCGGCACCGAUUCAGCCUGCCUGCUGACAAUCAACCAGGCUCGCGCAUCGGAGUUCUCCCUCCUGCGCCGGCACUAUCGCCAUGUCAUGGAGACAGACUGCGUCGCGUCGGCCAUCCGUCUGACACGUGAGAGUGGCCUCCCCUUUUCAGUCGUCCUAUGGGACAUUGAUGAAUUGCCCGCCUCCUGUCGGGCCACCCAGUGCUCGCCUUCCUCCUCCGCUUCGGCUACCUCGUCCCCCACGCAGGCCAAUCAUGCCCGUCCUGGUGAUGCCGCCUCUUGCGAGGGGUGUGCCUACAUUUCUCCCGUCGUUUCCACGCACAGCACCCCGGAUCCGGAGCUUCUCCUGGCACGGCUGGACGCGGUCCGGGCCCUGGAUCCGUCGGUCGGCAUUGUCUGGCUCACCUCUUCCUACGAGGAUGAUCUGGCUACUGUGGCCAUCACCCGCGGGCUGAACAAUGUCGUGGUCCGCCCGCUCACGCCCCAGGCAGUUCGCACAUUGGCCCUUUCGGCCACGGUGGCCUCCAAGCAGCAUGAUACUUGGCCACCGGCGCUGGGAGACGGGGAUGGCACUGAAUCGCCGCGUGAGGCGCUGGCUCACCUGCAGCAGGCUGCUGCCGCCACCAGCCUCGAGGCCAUUGACGGGUCGAUCGACUACUCAAGCACAUUGAUUCCCUCUUGGUAUCCCCUGUCUGGCGAGGACUAUAUUUACCCGAAUGCCAUCACAAACCAGGGCAUCAUGAACAUCAUGGCUAUGUUUGGCAACCCCUUCGUUGAAGUGACCAUCUCCAUGUUCCCGGAUCAUAACUUCGAAGACACGGUCCUGAACAACUACCUGAAGUCCUGGAGCUUUAAUGCCCUCUCCCUCACCCAGACCCAGCUCCUCACGAGUGUUCUGUACAUUUUCCAGAACCUCGACCUCCUCAGCACCUUUUCAGUCGACAUGGACCGCUUCAAGCGCUUCGUCCUGGCUGUGCAGGCCAAUUACCGCGACAACCCCUAUCACAACUUUGCCCACGCGGUGGAUGUCCUCCAGUCGGUUCAAUGGUUUGUCCUGAACAUGAGCCCCCAGCAGCGGGCCAUCCUCCGGCCAUUGGAUGUCCUUACGCUGGCCAUCUCCUCGCUGUGCCACGACUUGUGCCACCCGGGGCUCAACAACUUCUAUCAUGUCAAUGCGCGCAAUGCCCUGUCCAUGCUCUACAACAACACCAGCGUCCUGGAGCACCUACAUACGACCUUCACCUUCUGUCUACUCGAGCGGGCGGACCUCUUCUUCCUCGGGUCGCUGACCUCGGCCGACUGGGACUAUUUCCAGCGCCAUGUCCGGUCGGCCAUCCUGUCCACGGAUAUGGCCAUGCACUUUGAGUUCAUCGGCAGCUGUCGAAACCGCACGGCCCCUGUCCUGCCGCCGUGCUCAUCGAACUCCAGCAGCUCCGACCUAUCCAGCAAUGGGUCGCUCCUGUCCAGCAGUGGAUCGGCCGAGCUUGGCGAUGCCGCGGCCGCCGGUGCCCAGCCAGAUGCCGGGUCUUCUCUCUCCUCGGGGGCGGAUUCGCCGUCAUCGUCGAGCCUGAACUCCGGCGGCCGGAUGGAGCCGCUGUCCUCCAUCAACAAGGGAGAUGUGGACUUGGUGAUGACCAGUCUCAUCAAGGCGUCGGAUUUGAGCAACACCGGUCGCGACUUCCCGAUCGCCAAGGCCUGGUCGUAUGUCCUGCGAGACGAAUUCGUCUCGCAGGGACAAUUGGAGAAGGAGCGCAAUCUGCCGAUGAUUCCCUAUGGUUCGGGAACCAUGGACCUGUGGGAUACCCAGCGGGAAUUCAUCGGCAAGGUGUCGCUGCCUUUCUACUCGGAAAUCGCCAAGCUGGUUGAUGUCUUCUACAUUCCGGUCGGGCUGAUGGAAAAGAACUUGGCCCUUUGGGUGGCUGUUGGUUUGGAGGAGGCCGCGCGUGCUGGCGAUGCCGCAGCCAUCGCGGCUCUCGGCGGAAGCGGCGGCCCCAUCGGUGCCUCGCGUGACGCAGAUGCCGGUGAGGAUGACGAUGCGGAGCACGCCGUUGCCGAUCACGGGGCGCCCUGCAUGUGUCCCCUCGAGCCGGGGUCCGCAUCUGAGCAUGCUCCUGCUGCCACUGUCACGGCCACGGCCACGGCCACGGCUUCGUCUGCCCCCGCCUGCCAGGCAACCAUCACCGUGACUCAGCAGCAGGAGCAGCAGCAGUCGCAGCCAUCGCGGCAAUCAUCGCCACCACAGCCGCCAUCCUCCCCGGGCGGGGAGGGGCUCAAGCGCCAUGGUAGUCAGCGGUCGCCACCGGGUGCUGAAAAGUCCGACUCUGGGACCACUACCAUUGUCACCGCCACCGCCACCACGCCGUCGGGUUUUGUCCAGUCGGCCGGCUUCUCUGAUCCCACCCUGCCGGACCCGGACUCCGGUCGGGUCUCGGCCCUGGUGGCCGCGGCCAACGCGCGCAGCCAGGAUCCUGGCGUCGUUGUGGCCUCGGCAACCGGGCAGCGGAAGCCGGCCGGGCAGGUGACCGUGGCCUCCCCGGCCACCCCCCCUCCCACUGCCACCGCGGAAGAUGGGACAGUCACGGUGUCGGCCGUGGCCACUUCCGGAUCUGCGGCUGUGGCGUCGGCUUCGGUGGUCUCCUCCGCGGGUCCCGGGGCGGCCCCCUCUUUUGCCACGGUGGCUGCCAGCGGAGCGGUGCAUGCAACCGCCUCUACGACGACGACCACCACCACCACCACCACCACCACCACUACCGCCGCCGCCGGUGGACACGGCGGCGGCGGUGCCAUGGGCUCGGCCAGUGGGACUCCCCUUCAGCGGUGGCCCUCCUGCCCGUCGGCACUGGCUUUCUCCGGCGCCUCGCCUUUCGGCCUUAAUCAGGGCCAACAGGCGCCCGCCAUUGGGGGACCCGGUGCCAGUGCGGCUGGCUCUUCCUCGACCGGUCUCCCGGCAUCUGCUGUGGCCGUGUCGGCGACCGAUCCGGCGGGUUUUCGCCCGGCCGGUGCCGGCGGGUCUGAGUCGGGUUCUCUCCCCCCGGGUGCCAUAACCAGCACGGCUUCGGUGAAUGUGCGCCCCUCCCCGGUGACCGGGGGGGGCGACAUGGCUGCCGCUGGCUCGGCAUCGGGGCUGUCCCCGCGCGCUGGCGGCCCGUCCUCCUCGGGGGGACCCCCUCCGGAGUCGGGUGUUACUACCUCCUCCCAUCAGGCUCACAUCCGCCGCCACCGUAAGACCAUUUCCCACCACCGGCGUUCCGAUAUGGAGGCCCUUUCGCGGACCCUCUCAAGCUACGAAACGCCGAAGCAUAGCGUGCACCUCGUGCAGGACGAGAGCAGCGGCAUCCACCUGUACCAGCCCGGCAACGAGCGGGAGGUGGCUCGGGUCAAUGAAGAAACCGAGGCCCGUGCUCGCGACACCAGCCCCCUGCACUCAGGCACCAUGCCGGCCCCUGGCUCCGUAAGUAGCUCUUCCCCUUGUCCGCCUCGAAUUUCGCCCCUGAACCAGCAUGUGUCUCCCCUGCGCAUGGCAUCUCCCUCGUCGGCGUCGUUCUCUGGCACGGUCGCUGCCGGGGGGCCGGGCCUCUCGGGCUCCGGUGCUGGCUCAUCUACCACUCCGCCGCCGGUGCUGCGCCCCCCCCGGCGGGCAUCCGAGUCGUCCAUUAACACCUCACGGCCUACCCUCCUCUCGCCGGUGCCGACUCCUCGGGCCUUCCAGCCCUCGAGCCUCCUGUCGGCCGGCGGAUCGCACCACCAUCACCACCACAUGGCCAGCAGCAUGGCCGGGCCAGGCACCAGCUCCGGGGCCUCCUCCGGUGCAUCGACUCCGACGGCUCUCUCACUGCAGCAGCAGCAGCUUCUUCUCCAGCAGCAGUUCCAGCACCGCUCCCCUCCUUCAAAUAUCCGGGCUUCGCCCGACUCCUCGGUGGGCCAGCUGCACCUGCAGCCGCACUAUGUGGCAGCCGGCGGGGCAGGGAUACACGCCCCGUCGCCGCUGGCCGGUGGUGGUGGUGGUGGUGGUGGCGGCACCAUGCGCCAUACCCUUUCCCGGUCGGCAUCCAUAUCCCACCCUCCCGGGUCUUCGCUGGACAUGGCUGGUGGACGGGUGGUCGGCCUUCGGUCGACCUCGCCCCCGGGGUCCCCGUCGCCUGGGGCCUCGCGCCGGCCGUCGACCGCCAUGUCGGCCUCCUCCUUGUCGUCGCUGAAUGCCGGAGGGAGCUCGAACAAUGUCUCGUACAUCCGUCCUACUGUCGGUAAUGUCACCGCAUCGCACUCACUGUCCUCCUCGCCGGCCGCCUCAUCGGCCUCCUUCCUGUUGACGGCCAUGUCUGCGUCGACGGCCGGUGGCGGGAAUGCCGGGGCUUCGGCCUCCUCGCCGUCCCUUUCCUCAACUUCGGCCUCGACCGCCUCUCUGUCCUUCUCCUCCAGUAGCACCUCGGCUGGAGUUACUUCCGCCUCGGCCUCGGCCUCGGCCUCGGCCUCAGCCUCAGCCUCGGCUUCGGUCGUGUCGGCCACUGCUGGCAGCACUGUCAACAGUGCUGGCACGCCGCGGUCCUAG
This is a messenger RNA of Fonticula alba, 4852 nucleotides long. RefSeq lists its product as hypothetical. Bases 131 to 4852 code for a protein of 1573 amino acids. The transcript is spliced from 9 exons. Gene Ontology annotation, biological process: signal transduction. NCBI's taxonomy places the organism in Eukaryota, Rotosphaerida, Fonticulaceae. The record is from RefSeq and is a predicted model, not a curated record. Gene Ontology annotation, molecular function: 3',5'-cyclic-nucleotide phosphodiesterase activity.